AUGUACUUCUUCAUAGCCAACCUGUCCUGUGUCGACAUCUGCUUCACCUCUGUCACCAUACCAAAGACGCUGCUCAACAUCCAAACUCAGAGCCAAUCCAUUCCCUACACUGGAUGCCUCACUCAGAUGUAUUUUCUCAUUUUGUUUCUCAAACUGGACAAUACCCUCUUGGCAGUGACGGUGUAUGACAGAUUUGUAGCCAUAUGUCACCCCCUUCACUAUGCCACAACCGUGAGCCCCAAAUUCGGUAUCACCUCAGCGUCUGUGGCUGUGAUUGUCACAGACGUCUACCCCUUGAUCCACACCCUCCUUAUGGAUACGUUGUCAUUCUGUGCAAGCAUGAGAAUUCACCAUAUUUUCUGUGAGCUGUAUGCAUUGCUGAAGCUUUCCUGCUCAGAUACCCACAUCAGUGAGUUGGUUGUUUACACCCUAGAGAGCAUUCUUUUUGUCACUCCCUUCCUCCUUAUUUCUCUUUCCUACACGUACAUUUUCUCAGCCAUCCUGAGACUGCGUUCUCCGCAGAGCAAGUGUAAAGCCUUUUCUACUUGUAGUUCUCACCUUGCGGUGGUGUCCUUGCUCUACGGGACCCUGUUGGGGGUCUAUCUGAGGCCUUCCUCCUCCUACACAGCUGAGGACUCCAUGGCCACAGUGUUGUAUGCAGUGGUGGCUCCUAUGCUCAACCCCUUCAUUUACAGCCUAAGGAAUAAGGACAUGAAAGGAGCCCCAAGAGGCCUCCUCAGCUGGAGAAAGGUCUGCUCUUGGUGA
Messenger RNA from Propithecus coquereli (Coquerel's sifaka), 765 nucleotides. Its product is annotated as olfactory receptor 1D2-like. Gene Ontology annotation, cellular component: membrane. Lineage: Eukaryota; Metazoa; Chordata; Mammalia; Primates; Indriidae. The record is from RefSeq and is a predicted model, not a curated record. The transcript has a single exon. Gene Ontology annotation, biological process: G protein-coupled receptor signaling pathway. Gene Ontology annotation, molecular function: G protein-coupled receptor activity; olfactory receptor activity. Bases 1 to 765 code for a protein of 254 amino acids.